UGAGAGGAUUGGAGAACAUACCCCACGUACUUGUAUUUUAUUGGGCAGAUAGGCAUCGUCUAAAAGCGUUGAGUACUAAUUUAAUGUUGGUUUUGGUGCCCUAGUAAGAGAGAGACAAAGAGAGACAGAGACAGACAGAGACAGAGAACAGGGGACGGGGAUGGCGGCGGAAGAAGGCGAGGUGGCAGAAGCAGAAAAGCAAGAGGAAGAGGACCAAGUGGUGAAUCCAUGGGAGGUAUCGGCCAAGGAGGGAGGGAAAAUCGAUUACGACAAACUCAUUGUCCAAUUCGGCUGUCAAAGGCUGGACCAAUCCAUCAUCGAUCGUGUCCAACGCCUCACCUCUCGCCCCCCUCACGUCUUCCUCCGCCGUGGCGUUUUCUUCGCUCACCGGGAUUUCAAUGAAAUUCUUGACGCGUAUGAGAGACGGGAGAAGUUCUAUCUGUAUACCGGCAGAGGGCCAUCUUCCGAAGCUUUGCAUUUGGGACAUCUUGUUCCCUUCAUGUUCACCAAAUAUUUGCAGGAUGCUUUUAAGGUUCCUCUUGUUAUACAGUUAACUGAUGAUGAGAAGUGCAUGUGGAAAAAUUUAUCCGUGGAAGAGAGCAAAAGACUUGCCCGCGAGAAUGCUAAAGACAUUAUAGCUUGUGGCUUCGACAUUUCAAGAACCUUCAUCUUCUCGGAUUUCAAUUAUGUUGGUGGUGCCUUUUACGAGAACAUGGUGAGGAUUGACAAAUGUGUCACGUACAAUAAGGUUGUUGGCAUUUUUGGCUUUACUGGUGAAGAUCAUAUUGGAAAGAUAAGUUUUCCUGCUGUUCAGGCUGCUCCGUCUUUUCCCAGUUCAUUUCCACACCUCUUUUCAGGCAAAGACAAUCCCCGCUGCUUGAUUCCAUGUGCAAUUGAUCAGGAUCCUUAUUUUCGAAUGACACGAGAUGUUGCUCCUCGGUUAGGGUAUCACAAGCCUGCUCUGAUUGAAUCAUUGUUCUUUCCUGCCCUUCAGGGAGAGACAGGGAAAAUGUCUGCAAGUGAUCCAAAUUCUGCCAUAUAUGUGACUGAUUCUGGAAAGAUUCUUAAAAACAAGAUUAAUAAAUACGCUUUCUCUGGUGGGCAAGAUUCAAUAGAGAAUCACAGAAAAUAUGGAGCGAAUCUUGAGGUAGACAUAUCAAUCAAAUAUCUUGGUUUUUUCCUCGAGGAUGAUGCUGAACUAGAACAUAUAAAAAGGGAAUAUGGUGAAGGAAGUAUGCUAACUGGCGAAGUGAAGAAGCGGCUUGGUGAAGUUCUAACAGAAUUGGUGGAAAGACAUCAGAGGGCUCGAGCUACAGUUACUGAUGAGAUGGUGGAUGCAUUCAUGGCGGUUAGGCCCCUUCCCAAUAUGUUCAACUGAAGUGGGUGAUUGGACUAUAUUUCAAUUUGUCUGACAGAUUAACUCACUGAGUCUCCUCCUCAAGAUAGCAUACAAGUUUUUUUUUUUUGCACUUACACUGUUUGGUCCACUGGUUAGUUCAUUAAUCAACUUGAAGGAGGCCUUUUAUCUAUUACCUGGUUCAAAAAGGCUUCUUGAAAAUUCAUAUGUUUUGCUUAAUUUUGUUAUCAAGUGAUAAUUGUAUGGAUUCAGAAUUCUUAUUUGAUGGAGCUAAACAACUAGUAAAUUCUUUGCUAGUGGUGGAAAAAA
Messenger RNA from Rhododendron vialii, 1666 nucleotides. RefSeq names its product tryptophan--tRNA ligase, cytoplasmic. Gene Ontology annotation, molecular function: ATP binding; tryptophan-tRNA ligase activity. Lineage: Eukaryota; Viridiplantae; Streptophyta; Magnoliopsida; Ericales; Ericaceae. The record is from RefSeq and is a predicted model, not a curated record. Gene Ontology annotation, cellular component: cytoplasm. Gene Ontology annotation, biological process: tryptophanyl-tRNA aminoacylation. The transcript has 12 exons. The coding region runs from base 161 to 1378 and encodes 405 amino acids.